GGGAGAGGGGGAGAACACAGCUGCAGUAGAGAGAAAUUCUGUGCGUGCCAAGGAUAAGAAAAUGGAGAAAAUAGCAAACUUUGAUCCCUGUAGCUGUAAUUUGAAGGUCUCUGAAAGGAUUCAAAAGUAACACUUUUCUGAGAGUGUAACUGCUACCAUGGUAUGGUUAGCAUAGUGUGCAUCAUUGGAAAAUAUUGUGAUCUCCAACAAGAAGUCUUUGGACUUCUUUAUUCGAAGUGUCAUCAUGCAGCAAGAAGGGAAGCCUCGAUUUCUCAAGUUCCACCAAGGCAGUGUCCGAGGUGUAGCUUUUAGCCCUAGGGAUCGUUACCUGUUUUGCUCUGGUGCUUAUGAUGGGAAAGUAAAUCUUUAUUCAGCAUUACGUAUGGAACUACUUAUGUGCUAUCAAAUAACAACUAUGACCUUAGCUCGUAAUGUAAAUGCUGUCAGGUUUACCUCUGAUGGGUCUAGGAUUUUGGCUGCUACAACUGCCAGAAGAUUAGCAGUUGUUGAUGUAGAACGUGGAGAGCAGCUCUUGGCAUAUGACAACUGUGCGUACUCAGGAAAAGAUCGCACAGGUUUGGCAGCUGAUCCUGUGUGUCCCAACAUGGCUGUUGUCGUUGGGGCAAAUGGAAAGGGCUUGACUCUUCUAGAUCUUCGUAUGCCUUUGCCAUUGGAUUUUGUUUAUGAUCUCCAUGGAAGUGUGAUUCGCGACAUAGUUUUUCUUCACUCAUCUUGGCCAUGGGCUCGUGGGCAGUCUAGCUCUAUACUCACUGCCGGUGCAGAUGGAACUUGCAAAGUGUCCACCAUUGAUGGCAGGGGAUUACACCAGUUCCAUGCAAACCAUCAAGUUAACACAAUUUGUCCAACACCAGAACCAUUUAACCAAGGUGCCGAAGAUGGCUUCUAUAGUCUAAUUAUGAGUGGAGGAGAUAUGGUUUCCUCUUAUGUCCCACAUACUGGAAUACAGGAACAUCUGAAAGAACAAAAAGAAAAUUCAGUUUGGAAACUAAGAUACACCUCCAAUGGCAGUCUCCUCUACUCUGUAUGUGAAGGAGGCGUCUUGAGGAGAUAUAGGCGUUAUCCAGACCAUCAUGAGUACCUUGGAGAGGUGUUCCGACAUAAAGGAGAUAUCCAAGACAUGGAUAUAUCUCCAUACGAUGAAUAUUUAAUCACAGCUUCUAAGGACAGAUCAGUUGGAGUUCUACGGUUAGGUGCCCCAAAUCAUGGAUGGACAGAAUACAGUGAACUGACAUGAUGUGUGCUUAAAAAUAAGUUGUAGAGUUUUUCACUUGUAUUGUAGUUCAAUUUAAUGGACACAUGAUGGCACUGAUUUACAGAAUUGGCAUACCACUGUCUAUAUGAAAGAAAAUAGUCUCUGUUGUCCAUUUUUAUAAUGUCGCCCAUUUAGGUGCUGAAAGGCUGUGGCUAAGCAGUAAACUUUUAUAUGAAACUUGUAGAAACCAUUUCUUUGCAGAACAAUCUUAAAUUGUUCAUUGGGUUUUUCAAGCAAGUUAGUUGUACUUCCCUCAUGGUCUGUAAUGAAGUUUUCUGGUUCAGAUUUGCCCCCCAUCUUUGUUCAGAAAGUGUUUGCGGUUUUAAAGUCUGAGUAUGUCUGAAGUCUCUGCCAUCUUAAGUCAGUGAUUAUUUAAAAAAAUGAUAUUUUGCAUGUUGUCUUGAUGGUUUCCAAUGGUUAAAUUGCGAAUGCAUCAAACAAAAUCAUGGUUGCCUACUUAAGUGGUGAAGGAUUUUUCUAAUUGUUGGCAGAUGUCCAUAUAUGCUGCUAAUAAAGCAGUUCUUUCUAAUUGCAUAGCUUGCAAGAUGACAAGUGUCUUCUUGGUGAGCUGUUUUACUUUUAAAUUUUCAGUUGAGUUGAUAGCUAUAGAAUAUGGUUUUAGUGGAAUUCCACCUCUUUCCCUUGAAAGCAUGAAAUUUUGUCUACCUAUGAUGAGAGUUUAAAACCCAAUUGUUUCUAAUUCAAAAGACUGUAUAAGAGGAGAUCACUUGGGUGCCUUUUUGGAGAUGUUGCUCUGCCGAGCUAGUAAUGUAUAAUAUAUGAUACAUUCUUGGUUUUUCUCAAGAAAGGCUAUGCCUCCUUCUCUCUCUCUCUCACACACACUCUCUCUUUCUCUCAUUAAUAUUUCUUUAUAGGCAAUGUUUCAAAAUCAAAGUAGGGUUUUCAAAUAGUGUUCUGUAGGAAACAUUGAUUCAUAAUGUUAAGCUACUAAACAAAACUCCAUUUUAUAUGAACUGGUAACCAGGGUGUCAAUUUGCUUUAUCCUUCAUGCCUUGUUUGUGCAUGCUUUUCUUCAUAGUAUUUUCCCCAAGAAACCAAUCUGGAAGUCUUUAUCAUGAUGUAAUAAAAUUCUUUUCCUUUUGCUUCUCAGUUAUGGUAUGCCAUGUUGAAUUUCAAUUUGCUUUGUCCAAUUGAUAUUAUUUUUAUCUUGUGAAAUUUCUAAAUCUUUAUGAAGUUGUGAUUUUGUGACAAUUCAACUGCCCUUGCUGUCAUGUGUUUGACAGUUUUAUCAACUUUAGUGUCUGAACAAGGUCAUUUUCUGUCGAUUGUUUCAAAUUAUUAGUGAUUUCCCCUCCUAUGAGGGAACUGAUGCAUCAUAGCAUGUGAUUCUUUUCCUAUUAUGUACUAGUUUCUGCUUUUACAAAGUGAUUUGUAAGUUCAUGCAGUGCUACAAUUUCCUUGACUGUUUACAGAGGUCUUUGAAUUUAUUGUGAUAUUUAUUUGUCCUGAGAACUCAAAAUUUGUGUUCAAUUAUAUGAUGUCUGCAACACAUUUAGUCCUCUAUUUCAGACUUCUUACUUUGACUUAGCAAAAUCCAUAAAUUAUUGUGAUUAAUACACUUUGUCUCACAGUUUUCAUAAUUUCCUGGUGACCUCGUUACUAACGUCCUGUUUUGAUUGUACUGAACUGUACCUCUAGUCUAAACUGUAAAUUUUUCGGAAAACUGACUUAUUUUUCUGCACUUAUGUGCAUAAGCUGGUGCAUCAACAUUUGUGAUCACUGUCCUGUGCUUCUAUCUUGCUGUAAACAAUUCCCUCGAAUGCAGCAAUUAAAACACUGUGACGACCUAGAAAUAUUUUUUAAGUGCUUCUGGCAAUUCGAAGUCUUUGUUUGAAUUUUGUGGCAGGCAAUUCAAAACUGUUUGGUCCAAGAUUUAAAUGUCACUGCCAACUUUUUGCUGUCAUGAAGCUGUUUACCAGAUCAUUUUGUGAUAACGCUCGUCACUUCCAAAAACCUCACAACCAGUUAGGAUUGAACUUUGUUACUAGCUGCCUUUCCUUUUUUUUACAUAUUAAGUUUUGAUACAAAAUAGACCUUGAUGUCUUGGCUUGUAAGCUGAAUUUAUCUACGUUCUGUUCUAUCUCCAUUCCUUUCUUUCAAAGUCAGUUGCCACUGGAUCAGAUACACCAGAAUUGUUCUGAUACUGUUGGAUUAACUGUUCAUUGUCUCUUUUCUGUUUUUCAAAACAGUAGGAAUGAUGUCAUUGUGUUUUUGUGUGUUGAACAUUUUAUUUUGGGACCACUUUGUUUUGUCUUGCACAGCAAACUGUUAGGUUGCCAGGUCACGCACUUUAUGUUUGUUGUUUUUAAAGAUAAAAUUUAUGCUGCUGUUAACAUAUAUUUAUAGAAAAUUGUAUUACUGUAAAGUCAUCUUAAAGUUAAGGAAAUUAUAUAUACUUAUACACAAAGUCAUCAUAUAUUAUAGCACAUAUAUAUUCAAUUUAUGUAUUAGAUGUGACGGUUCGUGUAGUCAAUUUUUUUUUCUCUUGUGUUUUCCUUCUUUUUUCUGUUGUGUGUUGCUGGGUUUGUCUGUUUCAGCAAAUGAAUGGAAUUCGGCCUAUGCUUGCAUGUUGUUUUUAUUUUCUGCUUAGCUUAUUUGUGGAUUCUGAACGUUUCAAGUAUGAAUUGCUCUCAAUGUUCUCACUAGCUUUUGGGGCUAUUACAUCAUUUUUCUCUAGUUCUGCACGUUGCACCCCUGGUAACACACAGUGCAAGAAGUGGACCAAAAGUAUGUCUAGUUUGAAGAAAUCUGAGAACUUUUCAUGUCAAGAAACUCACUUGUAAGUUUCCAUUCAGUCCAAAUCUAUCUUAGGAAAAGAAAAAAGCAUCAGCAGUUAUGGCUUGUGAUAAAGUUUACCAGCCUUGUGAAGUGCAAUAACUAAUAACACAGUGGCAGCUGCUGACCAGUGAAACCAAAUAACUUUAUCUUAUUUGUUUAAUGAGAAGGUCCUUUUUGUGUUUUGUUUGGUUUUGUUUAUUUAGAAAUGUGAAGUUUUCUAUCAGAAAUGUCCAGGACAAAUCUGUUUUAGUACAAAUUUAAUAAAAAUGUGUUUUUUUUUUUUUUUUUUUUUUUAAGAAGGUUCUUAAUCUGACUUGUAGUGCAAUAAUGACUGUGAAAAGUCUAUAUCAAGUACCCUGCUUGUAAUUUUUUGACAUAUUCACUGUUUAGUUUUACAAAGAAUAUUAUUUUAUCCUAGUUGAAGUAUGUUAAGUAUGUACAGUAUGAAGCCUUUCUGGUUUUAACAUUAAGGCAUUGUCUGUGUGAUGAAAAUGAAUAUUUUUAAACAAGUAAUGGAAUUGUAGAGGUUUAAGAAAGUAAUGAAUUGUGUUCAUCGGUAAAAAUAUAUAAACUCAGAGCUUAUAUUAUCAGCAAUAUUGUACAUAUGUAUUAAGUGCCUCACUCAACUUUAUUGGUGUGCACUUACAGUAUUGUUACCAAAUUGUGAUGCAAUACGACUCUAGAAAAAGUUUAUGUUUCUGCCACAAGACUGUGGUUAGCCUAUGCGCUAAUGCCUUUCUGUUGCAGAGCUUUCUCAUCGUUCCUGUUGAAAGAGUGCAGCUAUGUCCAUCAACUAUUUUCUCAUGCAUGUCUUUCUGCACUAUACAAAUUAACCAUGUAGGACAUUGUGUAAAUAACUGUGAUUCUGAUUCUGGCUUUUUGUGAUUGCUCCAUUUUCCUACACACUUUUGACUGAUGAAUUUAAUGAACUUACAUGGUUUCUUUUCUUUUUUUGGACGGUUUGCUUAACAAACGUGAAAGACCGCUUCCUGUGAAAGGCAAUUUUAUUUGGUUACCUAGUUCUCUUCAACUAAGCAAUAAAACAAAUAUAAAAAAUAUAUAUUGUAUGUAUCCGAGUUUAUAAAAGUAUGUAUCAGUGUUUAUCCUAAGUAUUUCCUAAAUAAAUCAUUUAAUUUUU
This is a messenger RNA of Thrips palmi, 5210 nucleotides long. RefSeq lists its product as uncharacterized. Lineage: Eukaryota; Metazoa; Arthropoda; Insecta; Thysanoptera; Thripidae. The coding region runs from base 245 to 1255 and encodes 336 amino acids. The record is from RefSeq and is a predicted model, not a curated record. The transcript has 8 exons. Gene Ontology annotation, molecular function: protein binding.